Fusarium vanettenii 77-13-4 is the source of this 7548-nucleotide messenger RNA. RefSeq lists its product as uncharacterized. The coding region runs from base 1 to 7548 and encodes 2515 amino acids. Gene Ontology annotation, biological process: secondary metabolite biosynthetic process; fatty acid biosynthetic process. The record is from RefSeq and is a predicted model, not a curated record. The transcript has 9 exons. Gene Ontology annotation, molecular function: 3-oxoacyl-[acyl-carrier-protein] synthase activity; oxidoreductase activity; fatty acid synthase activity. Lineage: Eukaryota; Fungi; Ascomycota; Sordariomycetes; Hypocreales; Nectriaceae.
AUGAGUAACGAUUCUGUUGAUAUCUCCUCGUCGGAGAAGGUCCAAAGACCAGGCACAGCUGACUCUGGUGUGUCUAUGUCUAAUGGACAUUUUCUCAAUGAGCAUCAGCAAAAUGGACACAUCCAACAGCCGGUGUCGUCUGAUAUAGCCAUCUGCGGUAUUGGACUGCGUCUUCCUGGAGGCAUCCGCAACUGUGACGACUACUGGAACCUCCUUUACCAUGGGGUAGAUGCUCGUAUCCCCGUUCCUAGCAGCCGUUACAACCUCGAGGGCUUUGACGACAGUCUCGGCGGCAAGGACUCGGUCAAGGUCAAACACGGAUAUUUCCUUGACGAAGAUCUAUCAUGUCUAGAUACUUCGUUUUUCACAUUCACCAAGGCCGAGCUCGAGAAGGCUGAUCCACAACAACGAUUACUGCUUGAGGUCACUCGAGAGUGCCUUGAAGAUGCAGGAGAGGUAAACUAUCGCGGGCAGCAACUGGGCUGUUACAUAGGAACAUUUGGGGAUGAUUGGUUGAUGAUGAGCACAAAGGCGCCCCAGCAAGGCGGUGUCCAUGCUGUUACUGGACAUGGCGACCUUAUGAUGGCCAACCGUGUUUCAUUCGAGUAUGACUUUCGAGGUCCCAGUAUGGUGAUCAAAACCGGAUGCUCAGCCUCAACAAUCGCUCUUCAUGAAGCAUGUCGGGCGAUACAGAGGGGCGAUGCAUCAGGUGCUGUCGUCGGAGGUGCCAGCAUGAUUACUACCCCAGCUCUCACGGCUACCAUGUCUGCAGGCGAGCUUCUUGCCCCAGAUGGCUCCUGCAAGACAUUUGAUGCUUCAGCAGACGGAUACGCCAGAGCUGAAGCCAUCACAGCCAUUUACAUCAAGCCUCUCGCCGACGCCCUUCGUGAUGGCAACCCAGUGAGGGCUGUCAUCAAAGGUACUUCUACAAACUGCGACGGCAAGAGUGUUAGUCUUGUCACUCCCAAUGGAGUUGCACAAGAGGCUCUGAUGAGAAAGGCUUAUCGGGACGCUGGCUUGGACCCUCGAGAGACAGCAUUCGUUGAGUGUCACGGUACUGGAACACCCACGGGCGAUCCCAUUGAAACGACGGCCGUGGGCAAAGUUUUUGGUGAGAAUGGGAUCUACAUCACUUCAGUCAAGCCCAACCUGGGACAUUCUGAAGGCUCCGCAGGGCUGUCUUCUGUGAUCAAAUGUGUUCUCGCCCUUGAGCACAACAUCAUUCCACCCAACAUCAAGUUUAUUAAUCCCAAUCCCAAGAUUCCAUUUGCAGAGUACAACUUGACUGUUCCUGUCAACCCAACUCCAUUUCCAUCAGACCGUAAACAGAGGGUCAGCAUCGAUUCAUUUGGCAUUGGCGGUAGCAACGCACAUGUUAUCCUCGAGGCUUACGCCCCUUAUUCAAAUGGCAUAGUUCAACAGAACGGCACUGCUCUUCACAAUGGGAAACACGUGCUCCAAGACCCUGGUCCACCCAUGCAUCAACCUCGGAAGUUGGACCUGCUUCUCUUAUCAGCCAACACAGAUGUCUCCCUCCAGAAGCAGAUCAAUAACCACCAAGAGUGGGUUUUGCAGCACCCAGAGUCCGUAUCGGACCUCACCUACACUCGCGCCAUGCACAGAGAACACUUGCCUCACAGAGCAUAUGCCAUUUUGGACGGAGCUAACGUCACUGAAACUUCUGGGCCCAUGAAGGCACUGUCGGAACCACUGCCAUUGGUAAUGGUGUUCAGUGGCCAAGGCGCACAAUGGCCCGGAAUGGCCAAGGAGUUGAUCGAGAGCGAUCGGGCAUUCCGUACAGACCUGCUCGACAUGGAUGCAGUGUUGAAACGCCUUAGCUUUCCACCAACGUGGAACAUUAUAGACGAACUUCUAAAGUCUGCCGAGACUACUCAAGUCCACAAGGCAGAACUCUCUCAGCCUUUGUGCACAGCCGUUCAGGUGGCCUUGUUCAACAAAUUUUCCGCCCUACGGCUCACACCUACUGUUGCUGUUGGCCAUUCAAGUGGCGAAAUCGCUGCUGCGUACGCGGCUGGUUUCAUUUCGAUGGAAGAAGCAAUAACUAUUGCCUACUACCGUGGCUAUGUCACAACAAAGCAAAACCUGAUUGGAGGCAUGGCAGCCAUUGGAAUGGGGGCCGUGGAAGUGUCUGAACACUUGUGUGACGGAGUCGUCCUGGCUUGCGAGAAUAGCCCCAGCAGCUCCACCAUCUCGGGUGAUGCCGAGAAGGUCGACCAAGUUGUUGAGGCUAUCAAGCAGAAGAUGCCUGACAUGUUUGCCCGCAAGCUCAAGGUUAACAUGGCGUAUCACUCCCACCACAUGGUUCCCCUUAGUACCGAGUAUCAUGAUCUCCUCAAGUCUGACUUGCCGAGAUUGACGCAAUAUCUACCCUCAGCAAAAGCUGAGAUGUUCUCUUCGGUCACGACUAAGCCGGUGGAUGAUUCCAUUCGUGAUCCCUCAUACUGGGUGAAAAACCUCACGUCUCCAGUCAGGUUCUCCCCAGCAGUCUUGAACUUGCUGGCACUCAAGGGUGACUCCAUCUUCAUCGAGAUCGGUCCUCAUUCUACGCUCGCCGGCCCCUUACGCCAGACUUGUUCUCAAGUGUCUCGGCCGUGUCAUUAUGUGACAACCCAAUCUCGCGGCAAGGACUCUUUUGCCGCGUUUCUUUCCGCAGUAGGGAAGCUUUACCAAGGAGGGCUCGAAAUGGACUUGACCCCCAUGUUCUCCUCUGGGAAAGCAAUUUCAGGGUUGCCUACGUACCCAUGGGAUCACAAGGAAUCGUACUGGUUUGAGAGUCGCAUAUCCAAGGCAUGGAGGACUCGCCAAUAUCCUGACCAUUGUCUCUUGGGAUCUCGUAUCCUCGAAUGCACCGACGCUGAACCACAAUGGCGGAACAUUCUCCAUGUCGAAGAUGAGCCCUGGUUGGUUGAUCACAAGCUGCAUGAUGACAUCGUUUUUCCAUUCGCCGGAUACAUCGCUGUCACUGGUGAAGCUGUCAGGCAGCUUACUCACGCGCCUCGUGGUACUGGAUACCGUCUUCGACACGUGGUAGCACAAACAGCACUAUUGUUGUCCGACUCGGCUCCAACCGAGCUGAUGACUAGCCUACACAGACAGAGGCUGAACGACACCGACUCCUCGGAAUGGUUUGAGUUUUCUGUUUCGUCGUACAGUGGGUCGACCUGGGUGAAGCAUUGCACUGGUCAAGUGAGCAUCCUCGACAACGCCAGGACCCGUGACUGGGUGCCAGAAGUCCUUCCUCGCAAGGUUGAUGCCUCCCGCAUCUACAGUCGCUUGGCCAGCGUAGGUUUUAUUUAUGGGCCCUCAUUCCGGGGACUGUCAAAUGUCACAUCCGCUGUCUCUGAAGAGCUUGCCUUUGCGCAAAUCAUCAACCGAGACCAGCAGAGUCACUCCCCAUUUACCCUUCAUCCCGCAACAAUUGAUGCCGGCCUUCAGCUACUCUUGGUCGCGCAAGCCAAAGGACUUGGGCGAAACCUAGCCGAACUUUGCGUGCCUACUGCAAUUGAGGAGCUCGAAAUUGGCCCAGGUGCAGAUGUCAUGGACGCCAAAGCGUGGAAGAUGUAUGGAGUCGAGCCAUGCGUCGAGUUCGCUUCGGGUGAAAAGGUGGCAUUCCGAGCUUCUGGAAUCCAGUUCCAUGCCCUUGGAGAUGACGAGACACCUGAGGGACUCGAUGUUCACGCCGCGGCAAGAUUGAGGUGGCUCCCACACUUUGACUUUGUCGAUGUAUCGACUCUUUUCACCCCGCCGGCAGCCUCCAAGUCUGAUUCUCAACUACAUGAAGAGCUAGGCUUGCACUGCAUUCUCGAAACGGCAGAAAGAGUCAGAUACCUUCAGCCUUGCCAGCCUCACUUUGCGAGGUUCCGAGACUGGAUCAAUCAACAGAUUGGAUUUGCAGCAGCUGGAAACUAUAAGCUGGUCGAGAACCCCGAGAAGCAUGUUGCUCUUCCAAGGGCCGAAAGAUUAGCCAAGAUUGAAGAACUCACUACACUUCUAUUGGAGCUACCACAGAAAGCCCUCAUCGUCGGAAUCAGGUGUCUCUUCGAUAACAUUGACAAACUCUUUACGGGCGAAGCCGAUACCCUCGACAUUCUUCUACAAGACAACGUCCUUGCCCAGAUUUACAAUGUCAUGACAUUUGACUACUCCAAGUUCCUACGCCUUUUGGUUCAUACCAGGCCGACUCUACGAGUCCUUGAGCUCGGAGCAGGAACUGGUGGUACUACUGAGACCAUUCUGCGGAACAUUGUCGAUGUCCAUGGAGUACCGGCGUAUUCUACCUAUACCUUCACGGAUAUAUCUGCAGGGUUCUUCCCGGCUGCCAAAGAGCGAUUUGCGAAUGCAUCCAACCUCGAGUUCAGAGUACUGGACGUCUCUCAGGACCCCCUCCAGCAGGGAUUCCAAGAGGGGAGUUAUGAUCUCAUCAUCGCAGCAAACGUUCUGCAUGCGACACCUUGUCUACAACAGACGUUGAGCAAUAUACGGCCUUUGCUCAAGUCGGAUGGAAUGCUCGUGAUGACAGAGCUGUGCAGCGUCACUCGAUCUCUCAAUUACAUCUUUGGCAACUUUUCAGGAUGGUGGCUAGGAGAAAAGGACAAUCGCUUGGAUCAACCCUACGUCUCAGUAUCACGGUGGGAUCAGGAACUAAGAGCUGCCGGGUUCAGCGGCGCUGACGCUGUUACAUUCGACGCCGAAGAGUCACAUCGACGUUUCGCCGUCAUAGUGGCUAAGAAACAGCCUACACCGAUCCCCAACCCAUCUUGCAUCACUCUCCUAUCCGGGAACCCCGAGGGGGAGAUCGUUGGCAAAUUGGCUACUGUACUGGAAGAAAGAGGUUGGACCAUCGCAAAGCGCCGUAUCGGAGACGAUAUCCCGAAGGGCCAGGACAUCAUUUCAUGCCUUGAUCUUGAGGCCAAUUUCUUCCAAGAUAUCUCCGAGGAAGCGUUUGCUACAUUUCAGCAGUUCGUUCGGACAGUUGGCCCAAGGAGGAUUCUUUGGUUGACAGACGCAAUCCAGGUCGAGUGUUCAAAUCCGCGGUCUGCACAGACGCUGGGUGUAGCUCGUACUCUGCGUUCGGAACUGGGGCUCAACUUCUACACGGUCGAAGUUGACAACAUGGAGAACCAAUUUAGCACUCUGGUCUCUCAGCUCCUCGACAAGAUCGUCCGGGACGAGGACAACGAGAACCUUGAGCCUGACAGGGAAUUUGUCAUCAGCCACGGGGUCAUAUGUGUUGGACGUUAUCAGCCCUUCCCACUGCUAGAGGAAGCCUCUACCAAAACCAACCAAGAUCAAGGGGAUGUGAUGAAGAAGGUGGAUAUUGACAAACCAGGAAUGUUGGAAACCAUGGACUGGAGAAUUCUCCCGAUCCCAGAGACCAUUCCGGAGCAUCACGUUGAAAUCGACGUUCGUGCUGCUGGUCUCAACUUUCGCGACGUUGUCUACGCUAUGGGCCUCAUAUCAUCCCAGUCAUCCAAUCUUUCCCUGGGUAUGGAAGUAUCCGGCACAAUCAGGAGACUUGGAAGUGCCGUGAAAGGCCUCAGCAUUGGCGAUCGAGUCAUGUCUUUCACCUAUGAGGGUGGCUUCUCCACGCAGGUGAUUGUAGCGGACCACUUCGUGCACAAACUUCCAGAUACCAUGAGCUUUGAGGAAGCGGCAACCAUCCAGGGCUGUUUUGCGACUGUGGUCUACGCACUGCUGGAUGUAGGAAGGCUGCGCAAGGGAAUGAGUGUACUGAUACACUCGGCUUGUGGUGGUGUCGGAUUGUCUGCUAUCCAAGUUUCGCAAAUGAUGGGUGCAGAGAUUUACGCAACCGUUGGAAGUGAGAAAAAGAAGGACUAUUUGGUCAAGACCUACAACAUCCCACGAGAACGCAUCUUCAACUCGCGAGACGCCUCAUUCCUUGAUGGAGUGAUGCAGCAGACAGCAGGCAAAGGAGUUGAUCUUGUUCUGAAUUCGCUACCCGGAGAGCUUUUGCAUGCUUCUUGGAAGUGUGUUGCAAAGAACGGAUCAUUGCUCGAGCUCGGGAAGCGCGAUCUCGCUGGAUUUGGUCAGCUUGACAUGAGUCGUUUCCUGGACAACCGAUCCUACUGUGGCAUCGAUGUCAUGUAUAUGAUGAAGGAGCAAGGCGGGGUUCUCCGAGAUGUCUUGCAAAGGACUCUGGCUUUCUUUGAGCAAGGAAAGCUCAAGCCGCUGGAACCUAUCACGUCGUUCGACGCAGCUGACAUCAAGCAAGCCUUCCGCUAUCUUCAGGGUGGCAACCACAUGGGCAAAGUGAUUCUGAAACUCCCCGGGGACCCGUCGAUGCUGGAAGCGAGAGAGAUGGCCCAAUGCAUCAAGUUCUCUCCUGAUGCCGCCUACUUGCUGGUGGGUGGCUCAGGGGGGCUUGGAAGGGCUCUAGCUAUUUGGAUGGCUGAACACGGCGCUAAACAACUCAUCUUUCUAUCAAGAAGUGCCACGGCGGACAGCACGGUUUCAACGGAACUUGAAUCCAUGGGAUGCGCCGUGGCCAUGAUUAAAGGGAGCGUCAACAACCUUGAGGAUGUCAAGGAAGCGAUUGAAAAGUCGCCAACUCAGAUCAAAGGCGUUUUCCAUCUUGCGAUGGUUCAGAGAGACUCUCCGUUUCUUGACAUGAAGUGGGCAGAUUGGACAGACGCCAAUGAACCAAAAGUCCACGGUACAUGGAAUCUUCAUCAAGCAUUCCUCGGGCAGCCUCUGGACUACUUCUGGUUAGCCAGCUCUACCGUUACGGUUGUUGAUCAACCUGGGCAGGGGAAUUACAAAGCUGGAUGUACUUUUAUCGAGUCAUUCUGUCAGUAUCGGCACUCCCUUGGCCUCCCUGCUUCGGUCCUCUCCAUUUGCCCCAUCGAAGACGUCGGCUUCGUGGCCGAGAACCCAGCGGCGCUUCGGAGUAUCAAGCUGCAGGGCCUCUACACGCUGGGGGAGAAAGAGUUCUUGGACAGUGUCGAAGCUUCACUUGCCAAUUCGGUGCCACAGGCAAGUCAGGACAUGGGCAACUUUGCAAACCUCUCAUCAGAGUUCUUAUCUACUUGGGAAAACAAAGGCCACAUCAUCAUGGGUCUAAGAUCAGAGCUUCACCUUGAUAAUCCCAAAAACCCAACCAACUGGCGUCGAGAUCGAAGAAUGGGAAUCUACCACAACUUAGCUGUUGGAGAUGCAUCUGACGCACGAGGCGAAAGCCACAGCCUCAAGGAAUUCCUUCAGACCUUGACAGAUGGCGAUGGUGCGGGUAUCCUCGCACAAGAAUCAACCGUCGACUUCCUGGCUGUGGAGAUUGGAAGAAAGAUCAAUGAUUUCUUGCUGAAGCCAGACACUACGAUCGAUACAAGCCUUCGACUUUCCGAAAUGGGUCUGGAUUCUCUUACCGCAAUCGAGUUGCGAAGAUGGUUCCGCCAGGCGUCCGGGCUUCAAGUUAGCGUGCUGGAAAUGAUGGGUGCUGCAUCGUUGAGGCAGCUGGGAGAAACGGUGGCGGCGAGGCUUGGGGAGAAGGUGGUAGGAGGUUUGGCAUGA